AUGGCUCCAGAUCCGCGUCCAGGCUGCUCGUUAUCCAAUCCCAUUAAUGUGGACGAUUUGGACGAUGUUGAUGCUGUUGACCACGGAGCUGCUGGCAGAGAGGCAUCUCCCGAAAUGACAGCAUUCCCUUUAAUGCCUGAGGAACCUCCACACGGCCUUCCCUUGGACGUCUUUCCGGACGAUGACCAGGAUACUGUGGCCACGGAAGUUGCAACCUCGCCUCCCACUCUCACUGACGUCGUGGCUGAGGGAAAUUUCCACGGCCAACCCCCAGAUAUUGAGGGGGGUCAGGAGCAAGAAACCACAGACUCAAGCAUCCAUCCUGACUCUAUCAAUGCCGCCAUCAUUCACGGCGACUGUAGGUCUCGAGGAUCCUCUGUCGGCAUCCCCCAAGGCAAUGAUCCUGUCCAUCCUGUCCACUCCUUCCCGCCGAACGAGGUCCAGGAGUCUGCCGGUAUACCUAGGCCUGCCACUAGCAACUACUCUGGUUGCAAUGCAUCAGGCUCGGCAGCAGUAGAAAGCUCGGACGCACUUAGCAUCUUCCAUACGUUCGCAUCUCGCUUUUGUCCAACAUGGAAGAUCAUUGAGGGUUAUCCAGACAGAAGUGGUUAUCUUGACGUACGAUUGCGAAUUCCUUACGCUGGGCCGCGAAAGAGGUCUGCCGCCGAACCUGAGCCUGCUGCGGAUGGCGGGACUGGUGAGAAUUCUGGGCCUGGCGAGGGUUCUGGGCCUCAGCUCCGAAGAUCGAAAAGGACUAAAAUGCCAAAACAUCAGAGUUGA
Messenger RNA from Aspergillus pseudoviridinutans, 780 nucleotides. RefSeq lists its product as uncharacterized. The record is from RefSeq and is a predicted model, not a curated record. The transcript is spliced from 3 exons. Lineage: Eukaryota; Fungi; Ascomycota; Eurotiomycetes; Eurotiales; Aspergillaceae. Bases 1 to 780 code for a protein of 259 amino acids.